Messenger RNA from Cyclopterus lumpus (lumpfish), 2441 nucleotides. RefSeq lists its product as uncharacterized. Gene Ontology annotation, cellular component: intracellular membrane-bounded organelle; plasma membrane. Gene Ontology annotation, biological process: positive regulation of GTPase activity. Gene Ontology annotation, molecular function: phosphatidylinositol bisphosphate binding; GTPase activator activity. The record is from RefSeq and is a predicted model, not a curated record. NCBI's taxonomy places the organism in Eukaryota, Metazoa, Chordata, Actinopteri, Perciformes, Cyclopteridae. The transcript has 11 exons. The coding region runs from base 416 to 1549 and encodes 377 amino acids.
UGCGGAAGAGCGAGUUGGAGCUCCUCACUUCCUCGUGCUGCCUGUCACUCACGGUCCGGGGCUCGACCGCGACCUCUCGGUGCCACCUGAAGGCCGACGGCAGGGCCUCUUCGCCGGCAGGAGCAGCAGCAGGGGGAGGGGGGCAUGGACGUUUCAUAACGCUUCAUAACCUUCGUUCUUCACACGGAGGGACAACUCGUGCUCGCGUGCGGCGGAAGCAUACCUGUGCGGACUUGCCCCCACCUCCCGUAGGAAGGAGUCGAGAAGGGGGGGUUGAGGAGGAGACACGGCUUACCUGGCUCUUUAGGCUCUUUAGGUGCUCUCUCUCUCUCUCUCUCUCUCUCUCUCUCUCUCUCUCUUUCUCCCCCGUUCUUUCUCUUUCUCUCUGCUAGCGGAGGAAUCUGAAAACUGAAACAUGUCGGCAAAUGAGAGAGCCACGCGAGCACUGCGCGAGAUCCUCCAAAACCCUGGAAAUGACGCGUGUGCAGACUGCGGCGCACCUGACCCCAUGUGGGGCUCCUGCUCCCUGGGCGUCUUCAUCUGCUUGGCCUGCUCCGGGAUCCACCGCAACCUCCCCGACAUCAGCAAGGUCAAGUCCCUGAGCCUGUCCCACUGGGAAGACCAGGAGGUGCAGUUCAUGACUCAGCAUGGCAACGAGCUGAUGAGGAGCAAAUAUGAGGCUGCUGUUCCGGUCUACUACUACAAACCCACCCACAAAGACUGCCAGACCUUGAAGGAGCAGUGGAUUAGAGCAAAGUACGAGAGGAAGGAGUUCUCCGAGCCUGGCAAGAACUUCACGUAUGAGGAAGGAACUAGAGAUGGCAUGUUGAUGAAAAGGGGGCGGGACAACGGGCAGUUCCUCAGCAGGCGAUUCGUCCUCUCGGAGCGGGAGGGGACCCUGAAGUAUUUCACCAAAUAUGACGCUAAGGAGCCCAAAGCGGUCAUCAAGGUGGACACCAUCAACGCCACCUUCCAGCCGGAGAAGAUCGGGAACCCCAACAGCCUCCAGAUCACCUUCCUCAAAGACUACAGCACGCGCAACAUCUUCGUGUUCCACGACAACGGCAAGGAGAUCGUCGACUGGUUCAAUACGAUUCGUGCAGUUCAGCUUCACUAUUUAAAGGUGGCCUUUCCUGGGGCCACCGACGCUGAGCUGGUACCCAAACUUACACGGAACUUUCUGAAGGAGGGUUACAUGGAGAAGACGGGUCCUCGGCAGACGGAAGGCUUCAAGAAACGCUGGUUCACUCUGGACCAGAGGCGGCUCAUGUACUUCAAGGUCCCGCUGGACGCCUUUGCCAAAGGAGAGGCGUUCCUGGGGAACAAGGACCACGGUUACAGCGCCUCCCCCGGCCUGCCCGCCGGCACCCACUGCAACGGCAACUGGCAACACGGCAUCACCAUCAAAACGCCCGAGCGCAGCUUCCUGUUUACCUGCGAGACGGAGAGCGACCAGCAGGAUUGGCUGAAACACUUCAAUGAUGUCAUGAAUGCUGUGAUGUCCCCUCAGGACUACACGAUGGAAGCCUUGUUCAGGCACCGGCAUUGAUGGACCAGAGGCCUGCGGGACCGCCUCCUCUCCUCUCAGCCAAUCACCAGUCUGACACAGGACCCUCAGCAGCUCUGCCACCCAGCAUGCCAUUGCACCAGAAUCUGACCUUCAUCACUAAUCUACUCAGACCGGAGCUCGUCCCAAGUCCCAAUGCUGCUUUUUGGCAAUUUGGUUGGAUAGCAAACAAGAGGUUUUUAAAAACAUUGCCGAUAACACUAAAAUAUCUAGAAACGCAUAAAUGUGCAGUGAUAAUCAUACGAUUUUUAUUUGAUUUUGUUUCGGGGACAGCUUUGAUUUGUUUUACUGUCGUGUAGAAACAGUCCUGUUAGCCAGUGGAUUGAUUUUUUUUUAUCAUGGUAAAAUAUUGCAGUUGGCAGUUUCUCGAUUUUAUAAGAUAAUCAGUGUGAGACAUAACUCGGUCCUCUUGUAUUAAGUUGUGUCAGAUGAUUGAGAAACACUGAUAAGUUUCAGAGAGUGAAACGGGACAGAAAAGCAGUAAAUCCUAUUAAAAACUAUUCAUCGGUUGUUUUAUGUAAACUUUGUAACUACUCUCUAAAAUAUAUAUAUAUAUUAUUUUUCUUCAGUCAAAUGAUGAUUAAUAAGUAUUAUCUUGAGACAUGCGAGUGAUGAUAAAGAAGGUUCACUUAUCCAGCAGCAGGAAGCACUGCAAGCCGUUACACAGUCUCACAGCGCCUCCAUGUGGCAUACAGUAUAUACACUCAGUCUUUGUUAAAACAGACCAUAAUACAGAGUAAAAAGUUACUUUUUACCGUCGUAAACAUAAUUGCUACAUUUCUGCGUUAUUUUACUGUUUUCCUUUUCUGUUCCUUUUGUUUUUAAGGCAUUUCUAUACUUGGCUGACUGAUCACUAAUAAAAAUAUUUCCUCUG